CCCAUCAAUUGCCCGCCCGUCCGCGCCCGCGCAAAGGAGAGCGAUUCUGCUGCGAAACGAGACGAUCCGCGUCAACGAAACCCGCCGGCUCCCCCCUGGACUCUGCUCCUUUUCCGUUUAUCCGCAACAGAAACGACCGCCAUAAUGUCUUCGUCACUUGCUCGUCCCAUGCUCCGCUCGCCGGCUCUGCGCCAGCUUGCUUUCCGCCGCAGCGAGAGCACCGCCGCCAACAAGGCCUCCGAGACCGCCAAGGACGCUGCCGCCAAGGCCAAGGAGUACCAGGCAAAGGCUGCGCAGGGCCUGUCGCGCGUCGCCGGCGCUGCUGGACCUGCCAUUGCCGGUGCUGCUCGUGGCGUCACCAACGCGCUCGGCAAGGUCGGUGGACGAACUGGCAAGCUGAUCAACUUCGUUGAGAAGCAAACCCCUCAGGCCGUUUACUACGGCAAGGUCGCCCUUGAGACCGGCAAGAUCGUCUUCCACGCCCAGAAGAUGAGCCCUCCUUCCGUUGCCACCUUCCAGUCCUUCUACCAGUCCUUGUGGAAGUCCGUCCAGAGCGGCACCAUCCUCAAGUCUCCUCAGAACCUUCUCCAGCAGGUCCGCAGCCUGACUCCCGGCCAGCUCGUUGCUGGCGGCGUCAUCUUCGCCGAGUGCCUUGGAUUCUUCACCGUUGGCGAGAUGAUUGGCCGAUUCAAGCUCAUUGGCUACCGAGGAGAGACUGCCUCUCACCACUAAAUAUGUUAUGGGGCAUAUAUAGUUCCACGAUUUUCAAAAGAAGUCAAGCAUACCGAGCAUCGAUAAUCUAGGCUUGGGCGUUUUAUUGGGCCAGGAUUAGCUGAUAAAGCAUGAGAGUUGUCCGCGGUAGAAAAAAAAAAGGAGAGUGAGACGAAGAGAUGACUAGGAACCCCGCGUUCGCAAACACACACGCGCGCGCAUCCACACGCAAAAGCACGCAUAUCAUACACAAAAAGGACGAAAAUCGGCAUGUACGGAUAGAUAAAGAGGAUCGGAAUAGAGGAAAUCGUGGUUGGCAUCACAAACCCUAACUGGUGAAGCAAAAAGGAGAUUUGGUGUAUCCAAACCGGUUGGGAAAAAAAAAGGAGGGGCUAGAACAAUGCGUGGUCGAGCAAGACGAAGUGAGGAUCGGGAGGGGAAUAAGGAAGGGCUUUGGCUUGGACAUUUUGUUUUAUUUCGGGGAACCCUCUUUUCCCUUGUGUAUUGGCUGUAUCUGGCUGUGAGCACUUGGUUUUGACAUUUCUCCCCUUUCCUUUGUUAUCACGUGUACAUCAGAGACCUGCUCGAUGCUAUAACAGCAGCAGCAGCUACUUUAAUCCAUGACAAAAUUCUUCGGAUGCUCAAUUCCAGUCUCUUUCGCAAGCC
Molecule: messenger RNA, 1377 nt
Organism: Trichoderma atroviride IMI 206040
Lineage: Eukaryota; Fungi; Ascomycota; Sordariomycetes; Hypocreales; Hypocreaceae
Biological process (GO): proton motive force-driven ATP synthesis
Molecular function (GO): proton-transporting ATP synthase activity, rotational mechanism
Source: RefSeq, a predicted model, not a curated record